Chelmon rostratus (copperband butterflyfish) is the source of this 3474-nucleotide messenger RNA. It is a transcript of the gene ikbkb, whose product is annotated as inhibitor of nuclear factor kappa B kinase subunit beta. The transcript is spliced from 22 exons. Bases 165 to 2396 code for a protein of 743 amino acids. The record is from RefSeq and is a predicted model, not a curated record. Gene Ontology annotation, biological process: peptidyl-serine phosphorylation; positive regulation of transcription by RNA polymerase II; tumor necrosis factor-mediated signaling pathway. Gene Ontology annotation, molecular function: IkappaB kinase activity; protein binding; ATP binding. Gene Ontology annotation, cellular component: cytoplasm; IkappaB kinase complex. Lineage: Eukaryota; Metazoa; Chordata; Actinopteri; Chaetodontiformes; Chaetodontidae.
AUGAGGACCAGGAAGUAGAAAGUUCUUCAGACUUUUUGUGUCGUCAAAAUCAGUACUACACAAUUUAAUGGUUAACUCGUUUAAAGAGCGGAUACACACGGUGUUCAGAGCAGAUCAGGUGUGGGAGCGCAGCCUGCGAAGUCCAAGCACCAGCUGAGGAGGCCAUGAAUCGAGUCCCCCUGCAGCAGCAGCAGACCUGUGGGCCCUGGGAGCUGAAGAAGCGACUGGGCACCGGAGGCUUUGGGAAUGUCACAAGAUGGCAAAAUAAGGACACAGAGGAACAGAUCGCUAUAAAGCAGUGCCGUCAGGAGCUGAGCGAGAGAAACAAAGAGCGAUGGUGUCUGGAGAUCCAGAUCAUGAAGAGGUUGGAUCAUGUCAACGUCGUUGCAGCCAGAGAGGUUCCUGAGGGGAUGCAGAAGCAGGUGGCCACCAAUGACCUGCCACUGCUGGCAAUGGAGUACUGUCAGGGAGGGGAUCUGAGAAAGUUUCUGAACCUCUUGGAAAACUGCUGUGGAAUGAGGGAGGGCUCCGUUUUGAUUCUGCUGUCCGACAUUUCUUCGGCUCUGACCUACCUCCAUAAGAAAAGGAUCAUCCACAGAGAUCUGAAACCAGAAAACAUUGUGCUGCAGCAGGGAGAGAAGAGAUUGAUCCACAAGAUUAUAGAUCUCGGCUAUGCUAAAGAGCUGGACCAGAGCAGUCUUUGCACCUCAUUUGUGGGAACACUGCAGUACUUAGCUCCAGAGCUCAUUGAGAGACAGAAGUACACGGUCACUGUGGACUACUGGAGCUUCGGGACUUUGGUGUUUGAGUGCAUCACAGGAUUUCGCCCUUUCUUACCAACCUGGCAACCUGUUCCUUGGCACAAUAAACUGAGGCUGAAGCAGGAUGAUGAUAUUGUCGUCUAUGAGGACCUCUCAGGGGAAGUCCGCUUCUCUAAACAUCUGCCGCAGCCCAACAACCUCAACAGUCUGUUAUUAGAGAAACUGGAGAGGUGGCUGCAGCUGAUGUUGAAGUGGUCUCCUCAGGAGAGAGGCAAAGACCCUGACGCUACACCCAGCGACUGCUUCUCCCAGCUGGGGCUUAUUCUGCAGCUCAAGCUGGUUCAUGUCCUAAACAUGUUGUCUGCCAAGAUCCUGACAUACUCCGUGUCGGCCAGUGAGACUGUGGCAGACCUGCAGCUGAGGAUAGAGAAAGACACCAGCAUCCCUGCAGCCAAUCAGGAGCUGCUGCUGGAGGCGGGGUUAGCCUUGGAGCCUCAUGGACUGGCCACACAGUGCGCCAUAGAUUACACAGAGAUAGAUGGGAGACGGACCGACUUGCCUUUGGUCUUCCUGUUUGAUCGCUCCUCUUGCAGUUAUAAACCUCAGUUUGCUCCUCGCACCCUUCCGGAAAAUAUCCGCUUCGUCCAGGCCGACCCUAAGCACCUCCUGCCUUACAGCCCCCUGAGGAGGACUUGUGGCCAGGCGUGGCACACCAUCCGCUCCUUGAAGGAGGACUGGCAAAGACUGCAGCAGGGGCAGAAAGCUGCCAUCAUGAGCCUGCUGAGACACAACUCCUCACUGUCCAAACAGAAGAAUGAGAUGGUGUCCAUGCACCAGAGACUCGUGGCCAAGCUGGACUUCUUCACCACCAGCCUUCACAUAGACAUGGACAAAUACCAGGAGCAGACAGCCACCGGGAUCGCGUCAGAGAAACUCCUGGGCGUGUGGAGGGAGAUGGAGCAGACUGCUGCCAGCUGUGGUCAGGCUAAGGUGAGUGAACUGGAGGAGGAGAUGAUGCAUCUGCAGCCAGACAUAGUGGAUGUGCAGAGGCAGCCAUGGAGGAGUGGAGAGAAUCUGGACACACUUGAAGGAAAGGCCAUGGAGCUGUUCCGCAAACUCAGAGAGAAACCCAGAGACCAGAGGUGUCCAGGGGACAGUCAGGAGGUGGUGCGCCUGGUACUUCAGGCUGUGCAGUUCUACGAGAAGAAGCUCAGAGACUUCUACACACACCUCAGUAAGACAGCAGUGUGCCGCCAGCGUGUGAUGGAGCUGCUGCCAAAGGUAGAGGGCGUGGUCCAGAGGAUGGCUGAGAGCGAGCAAGUCCUGAUGAGUCUGCAGGAGAAACGACAGAGGGAGCUGUGGAACCUGCUCAAAGUCGCCUGUAGUAAGGUUCGCAGCCCAGUGAGUGGGAGUCCUGAAGGAUUACAAACCCCCUCCUCAGUACCGCCUCUACUGACCCCCAGACACAGCUUACAACAGUUUGACGAGUCUCUCGUGGAGGAGAGCAGGACAUUUGAGAGUCGACUCCAGAGUUUGCUGCAUGACACCAUCCAGGAGUCGGAGAACAGUAUGGAGAUGUUGAGCGAGUGGACGUGGCUGCGUGGAGGCCAGAAUUUCUCCAGUGACCUCUCCUGAAUUGGGUUUCAUUCUUUACAUGUGGUAAUAUACUGCCUCUGUGUGGAUGGGAUGUCAAACUACAUGAGAUUUGUUUAACAAUGUGAAUGGAGUAGUAGCUGCUGGCACAUACUUGCUGAAUGAGAUUAAGGAGUAGGUAAAUCUACCCACUCCUGUGUGAGAUUGUAAAAAAGGAUAAUUAAUGCCAACCUGCACUGAAGCAAGUCUAUCUCAGAUUAGGAUUAGCAGGAAUUUAUUAAAGUGGGAUCUUGUUUAUUUGCCCAUUUGCAAUUUUAACAGAACAUUGAAUAUGUUUUGGGGUGUAGAUAUGCACAUAUCAAGCGUUCCACUGGUAUUUUAGAAUUUAUCAGAUAAUCGUAGCAAACAAACCAUUGAGACAAUCCCGGUGAGAACACACACACACAUACAUUCCAACAGUGUUACAGUCUCUCCUCAACAGCGACCUUAAAACAGCUGAGAAAAUUUUAUCCUCAAAUUAGACGUGACAGAAGUCAUGAAUGUAAAUAAUGUUUCACUGUAACUGACAGACACAAACAUUUCUCUUUUGUUUUCAGACUGCAGCUUUAGUUAACAUCUGUUUCACUCUGUUUCGGAAACUAUAGAUGAUAUUUUAGUACAGGGUUUUAGUUAUAUUCUAAAGCAAUCUCUGCAUUGAAAUGUGUGUUAUGGGCCUGAAUGUAAAUGUCAAUCUGUUUUUAUGUGAUUCUCACUGGACCAUUAUGUCUUAUUGCAAGUUUUAUCUUAGUAAGACAAUCAUUGAGCAACAUAGGUGACAUUUGAUCAUACAAAGUGAUGGCACAUGUUGCAUAUUGUUAAGUGUCUAUUUGUGUACAUACUCUAUGCUGUUAAGAUUGUAUUGAUGUCUGAGCAACAGAAGGUUUUUCAAAACAAAACUGAAUUUUGUACCUUGAAUACAGUAUUUUACUGUACUGUGAGUGAUGUUUUCUUUUAGAAUGAGGCCACAGGUUCUCCUCUUCCUUCACCUGUUUAAUGUCGACCAAAAAAAACCCAACUCAUCCAUCAGGAUCGUGGUGUUUAACAUACUUUAUUCCAUCAGUUCAAUAAAAUCAAUUUGAGG